Olea europaea var. sylvestris is the source of this 1660-nucleotide messenger RNA. RefSeq names its product la protein 1. Gene Ontology annotation, molecular function: mRNA binding. The coding region runs from base 97 to 1479 and encodes 460 amino acids. Lineage: Eukaryota; Viridiplantae; Streptophyta; Magnoliopsida; Lamiales; Oleaceae. Gene Ontology annotation, cellular component: nucleus. Gene Ontology annotation, biological process: RNA processing. The record is from RefSeq and is a predicted model, not a curated record. The transcript has 10 exons.
UAAAAUGCAAAAAAAAAUCCUCGAAGCCCACUCCACCUCCAAAACCCUAAACCGAAACCAUCAAUCUCUCUCUCUCUCUCAAACAGUACACCAUCAAUGGCGAAGCCAACUUUAGAUGAAGAAACUGCAAAGAAAGUCAUUCGCCAGGUAGAGUUUUAUUUCAGUGACAGUAAUCUCCCAAGAGAUAAAUUUCUCAGGAGCACCAUCAAUGAAAGUGACGAUGGAAUGGUAAGUUUGGCGUUGAUAUGCUCAUUCUCUCGGAUGAGAGGUCAUCUGGGCUUGGGAGAUGCGAAGCCAGAAGAUGUGUCUGAAGAUACAGUUAAAGCUGUAGCUGAAACUCUGAGAACCUCUACUUUUCUUAAGGUUUCUGAUGAUGGCAAGAAGGUUGGUAGAGUUACUGAGCUGGCAAAGCCAGAGGAGGUUAUUGAGCAAUCGGAUGUCAGAACAAUUGCUGCCUCACCACUGGAGUAUGAUGUGAAACUUGAAGAUGUAGAAUUAUUCUUUAAUAAGUAUGCGAAGGUUAAUAGUGUGAGGCUACCUCGGCAUGUUGCUGACAAAAGGUUGUUUUCUGGAACUGCGCUUAUUGAGUUCUCCACUGAGGAAGAUGCUGCAAAUGUUUUGAAGCAAAGCUUGAGUUAUGCAGGGGUUGAAUUAGAACUGAAACCAAAGAAGGACUUUGAUGAUGAAAGGGCUAAGCAAGAGGAAGAAGUCGAGAAAACUCGUUCUCAAGUGGGUUCAAACCGCAAUAACAAAGCCAAUGCUAGACCAGACUAUCCUGAAGGCUUAAUUGUUGCGUUUAAGCUGAAGAGGAACUCCUCUGGAGGUUCUGAGGAACAGAAUGGUACUGUUGCACCAGUGAACAAUAUUGGAGGUUCCCCUAAAACAGAUGGAGAACAGGAUACGCCACAGAAUAUCACUGAGGAGACAGACCAAAAUGUGUCAGGAGAUGUAGAUGAAGGAAAUGAUAAAGACAAUGUUGAGGAGAAUGAAGAAAAUGAAGAAGAUACCACUGGAGCAGAGAACGAAGUUCAGGAAUCUAAAGGUUUGGGCGAAGAAAAAUCAACUAUUGCUGAUUACAAGGACAAUAAAGAUGUUGUUCUGCGAGAGGACCUGAAAAGUAUUUUCCAGAAGUUUGGCACUGUUAAGUUCAUCGAUUUCAAGAUUGGAUCAGACUCUGGAUAUGUAAGGUUUGAAGAUGCUGGAACUGCUCAGAAAGCACGUGCUGCUGCUGUGCUUGCAGAGGAAGGUGGUCUGAUCGUGAAAAAUUUUGUGGCCACUCUGGAUCCAGUAACUGGGGAUGCUGAGAAGGAAUACUGGAAGCUACUUCGUACUAAUCAGGAGAAGCACCGUGACAAUUUCAAAAGCAACCGUGGAAGGGGAGGAAAGCACAACAGAGGUGGCAAGCACUUCCGUGGAAAGCAUUCUCGAUCUUCAGAUUCUGGAUCUCGUCCAAAUAAAGUUCAGAAAAUUGCAGCAUAAGGAGAUUUUAGAACCUGAGUAAAAUUUUAUCACCAAUUUUGUGCCUUACUUGACUGCAAUAUCCAGCGGUUUUGUGUCACUGGUUAUUCUAUACUUACUAAACUGUGAUGUAUUUUUUCUCUGACGCUCUUCCUAUAAAAAUUUAGUAAUGGCAAUUAAGUUAUGCAAAUAUUUGUUACCA